UGAAUCCCGUUAAAUAUAUUGGGUGGGCCGGUGGGGAAAAUAGUGUGAGGUUCCGUUUUCCUCCGUAUAUCACAUUGGAAAAUGUGCUUCUUUUAAACAUUAGCGGUUAAUUUUGAGAUUAAAGCGAUUUUCAUCACCUGUUUCCUGACUCCUGAUUGUGUUACACUCCGGGUUUGCGUUGUCGCUGUCGUUUGUCUGGCUCUCUGCAGGCCAACAAAUACCCAGUUUAAUUUAAAAUCGAAUAUUUUACUGAACAGACUGCUGCUCGCCCCCCUAAUAUAGCGGCAAGUCUCUACGUGCAACCUGCGUAUAAUCAUAGUGGUCUUUGCCAUUGUCUCCUUUUGUGUCUAUACGUGAAAUCGACUGACCAGAAAACACGUGGGCCGAGUAAGUGUGAAGAUAUCCGGUUUGUAGGUUGCGCUGAAAGCCGGAGUUACUCCCGACAGACCUCGCUAUGGUGAAUGGAUUCAGCGCUAUCCUGGACAAAAAGAAGAGUGCCUUGAUGUGGGCAGUAUGAGUAAGACGCCCCCUAACAGAAGAGGGAUAACAUUUGAGGUGGGAGCUCAGCUUGAGGCUAGAGACAGCCUCAAAAACUGGUAUGCUGCCAACAUUGAGAAGAUUGACUAUGAAGAUGAAAAAGUGUUAAUCCAUUACCGGCAUUGGAGCCACCGCUACGACGAAUGGUUUGACUGGACAAGUCCCUACCUGAGACCUGUAGAGAGAAUUCAGCUGAGGCGGCAGGGCCUGAAUGACGAUGCUCCGAUACCUGCCUUUCAUGUGAAUGAUAAAGUGUUGGCCAGCUGGUCUGACUGCCGUUUCUAUCCUGCCAAGGUCAUUUCGGUUAAUAAAGAUGCAUCCUACACUGUGAAGUUUUAUGAUGGUGUCAUUCAGACAGUGAAAGGGAUACAUGUGAAGCCUUUUACCAGAGAGAGGGGUGGAGGGAAGUCUCGGUCCUCUGAAAGGAACAUGGUUAGGCGGGCCCCGAACCGCAGAGACAGAAGGCCUCAGGAGAACGGGGGUCCCAAGAACAAGCGAGCCAGACGCAGCAUUUCAGACCAGGAGGAAGACAGCAAUAGUGAGGACGAGGAGCAGGAACAGGGAAUGGUAAAUGAUAAAAACAAGAAGGCAAAUGGUGAGCUAGAGGCUGCACCCACUAUCAAAAAAGAGGAGGAAACCUCAGAGAAAGCGGACCAUGCCAAGCCCAGGGAUGCAGAAAAAGGGACAGAAUUCACUAAUGGAGUCGAUGAAGGCGAAAGGGAACGUGGAGAAAUGUGCCAUGUAAAUGGAGAGGUGAAGAAGGAAGAGGUGGAAAUGGAACAGACUGGAACAAAGCCAUAUGCAGAGUCACCAGAGCCAUACACAGAGUUGCCCACUCAGACGUCAUCGCAAACAGAGCAGGUGUCCGUCACUAUGACAACCGCAGAAUCCAGUGGCGAUGUGGAGCAGAAACCAAACGUCCAAUCAGAGGCUGCUCCGCCUGCAGCGGAUGUGCCGCCUCCUCAGCCUGUGAAACCAGUGAGGAAGCAGGGUUUCCACAACCCCAACAGAUUCAGCAGAGAACCAUUGUAUCGAGUUAUCAAAAACCAGCCUCCUCCUGUCCUGUCCAUCAAUCUUGAUCACAACCCGUUUAAGUGCAGCGCUCCUGGCUGCACAAAGUCAUUCCGUAAAGCCAAGCUGCUCCAUUACCAUAUGAAAUAUUACCAUGGUGAGGAACAGCCUCCUGAGGGGGACUGCAGCCCCACAAGGAACGUCCAGACCAGGGCCUCUGAGAAACAGUCUGGUGCCGCUGGUUUGGAUGGCCCAAAGAGAAGACGCACCAUUUCUGCCUCCAUGCAGUCUGUUGGAGUUGCCACAGCUCCGCGUGGUGAACUGAAGACCGCUGGCAGGCGCACAUCAGCCCCGCCUGCAGUCAACACUCACGGCCACCAGCAGAGGGCACUGUUGAGGGAGAAAAGCAAGGAGAACCAGCUGGACAGGAAUGGCUGUCUGUUGCAGGACAAAGACUCAGACAAGAGUUGCUUUGAUAUUGGUUCGGUCAAAGAUAAACUGAAAGAGAAGCCAAAACAGAAGGACUUCCUACGCAUUAAACUAAAGAAAAAGAAGAAGAAAAAGAAGGCCAAGUCUGACUGCGCAGGUAGUGAGGAGAAUAUUGGCAUCUCUGUAUUGGGUCUUCAGUCCAAAUUGAAUUUGCCACUCAAACCCCCCCCCUCACACAAUCACAAGCCUGAGGCCUACCCCAGCAGGCCUGGAUACAGCUACUCAGAGCAGAUACAUGUGGAUGACGAGGAUAGCCUCAGUGACUGGUCCACUGAUAGCUGUGGGUGGAGUGAAGAUGACUUCGAUGUGGAUUUGGACGUCACUACACCGCCUCUGAGUGUGGACUCUGGUGCCUUGGACACCAGUGACCAAGAGAUAGUGAGAUGCAUCUGUGAGGUGGAAGAAGAGAAUGACUUCAUGAUUCAGUGUGAAGAUUGUUUGUGCUGGCAGCAUGGCACCUGUAUGGGACUGUUAGAAGACAAUGUUCCAGACAGAUACACCUGCUACAUCUGCAGAGACCCACCAGGUCAGAGGCAGAGUCUACGCUACUGGUAUGAUCGUGAGUGGUUGACCAAUGGUCACAUGUAUGGCCUCUCGUUCUUGGAAGAGAACUACUCUCACCAAAAUGCCAAGAAGAUCACCACCACCCACCAGCUGCUGGGAGACGUGCACCAUGUAGUAGAGAUCCUCAGUGGUCUCCAGCUUAAGAUGAGCGUCUUACAGAACAGCUCUCCUCACCCUGACCUGCAGCUAUGGCGGCAGCCCUGGAAGCAUUUGGAGAGGUCACGCUUUGGCUCGGAUUCGUGUCGGAGCAGCAACGCAGCACCAUCUCCUGUGACUCCUGAUGAGGACAUGAACCGAGGAGAGAUCUUAAUGUCCAACGCUCUGGAGAAGCUGAGUCGUGCUGCUACAUCUGCCACCACCUCUUCGUCCUGCUCCUCUUCCCCCUUUCCUUCCUUCCAAGACUCGUACAUUACCAGUGAACACUGCUACCAGAAACCACGGGCAUAUUACCCAGCAGUGGAGCAGAAGCUGGUGGUGGAGACCCGACAGGGCUCUGAGCUGGAGGACAGCAUGAGAAGCACAGAGGAGCUGCUGGAACGAGAGCAGCGAUAUGGAAGCUUGUUUGAGACAGACCAGCCCAAAUCAACAGGCAUCAGCAACAAGGCUUCAUUGGGCGGCUCGUGGUCUCAGGCCGAGAACAGGGAGGAAGGUUUUAAGGACACCGGAGAAGCUGCAGACAACAGUAGGCAGCAUCAACAAUGGAGGCUCAACCUGCUCGAUCACAUAGAUGCCGUCCAGGACGAGGUCUCACACAGGAUGGACUUCAUUGAGAGGGAGCUGGAUGUGCUGGAGAGCUGGCUGGACUACACCGGGGAACUGGAGCCUCCUGAACCUCUGGCUCGUCUGCCUCAGCUCAAACACCGCAUGAAACGGCUGCUGACACAGCUAAGCAAGGUGCAGCAGAUCGCCCUGUACAGCUCCACGUGAGGGCGUCAGAGAAGAGCAGCAGGUUCAGAUGUCCCACAGCCUGCAGAGACGAUGCAGUGGCUGAAGCUCGCUGAUCACAGGCUGCAAAGAUGACAGUAUUCACGCAGGUCCAAGACUUUGUUGGUUCAGCACAUUUGCUCUGAUCUGACCUCUGCUGCUGUUUCUCCUUUUUAAAGGGUCUGUGUGGUGGAAUGUGAUGCCGCACUCAGCUUGUGUCAUAUAUGAAUAUUUAUAUGAACAUAUAUGAAAAGUGAGCAUCUUAAAAUCAGGAUUAAACACAAGAAGUAACCUCGUAAAUGCAGGAGAAAAUCUUUAGGACCAGAUUACACUUCUGUGGUUUCCAUGCAACUCUAAACCUUAUGAAUGCCUUUUGUCUGAGCUACUGCUUGAGGUUGCCCCGUCUCUCCCAGUACACAGUGCUUUACAUGCAGAAGCAGCUUUAUAAUCAAAUUGCAGUCGAGUUCCUGAACCUACACUCUUUGCAGUAGAUUUUUUUUUUUUUUUUAAAGACAUUUUCAAAUUGUCCUGUUUGUUUUUCAUAAACACGUCUCCCAAAGUUUAGUUGCGGUCAUUUGUCAUGCCAUAAUGUGUCAAAAUUCUUGAGGUAAAUGUGGACAGGUGGCAACUUGAAGACGUCUAGUGCGUAACAAUGCUGUACAAGCAGUCCCUACAAAAAAACUAAACAAAAUCUAUUUUUUGAGCUCCUCAAGGGUUUGUUUUCUACUACACUGUGAAGUUAUUUUUGUUGGGUAUCAAAGGCAUCUUAUUUUUAGCUUUAAUGGCAAAAACAAACGUUUUGUCUAAAAGCUGAAAUUCUUUACUAGCAGUCUGCUCAUCAGUUCCCUGUUUUAUCACUUUGUGUUAUUACUUCCAAGUUACUCUUUGCAUUGUUGUUCCUAUAGCACUUGACCUAUGAUUCACUGAAAAUUGUAAUGUGGACUUGUCUCUUCUUAUUCUAGCAUCUUGUGUCAGUGACAUAUUACUCAGAAAACCUGUAAAUUUGUUUUCCUUUAUUUUUUUUUCAUCUGUUUAUUUACAGUAAACUGUUUGUAAAUAUGUCAUUCAAAUUGUAUGCUACUGUACUCUGUGUCUGGCUUAGAAGCAGGGAAAAAUGUCCAGAACAAUGCAAACAGAUUUCCUGGUACAUAAAUAAAAUAUCCUUGGUAUUAAUCACUAUGAA
This is a messenger RNA of Archocentrus centrarchus (flier cichlid), 4708 nucleotides long. RefSeq names its product PHD finger protein 20, a (gene phf20a). The record is from RefSeq and is a predicted model, not a curated record. NCBI's taxonomy places the organism in Eukaryota, Metazoa, Chordata, Actinopteri, Cichliformes, Cichlidae. Gene Ontology annotation, biological process: regulation of transcription by RNA polymerase II. Gene Ontology annotation, cellular component: MLL1 complex; NSL complex; nucleus. The transcript has 17 exons. Bases 514 to 3528 code for a protein of 1004 amino acids.